AUGUUAACCCUAACAAAAUUCGUUUCAUUGAAUUGCAUUUUUGUGAUAAUCAGUUUUGCCCUUAUCCAAAGGACAUUUGUAACGGCCGUAAAUGCCACCCUGAAUAAUCGUCCCCGUGAUUUAUUGGCCGACAGUGAUGCCUAUGUGCUGCGCAAUCAAAAACAAUGUUUGCAAUCGCGUAACCUAGUGUCGUGUAUCAAGUACAAAACCUCCAAAAUUGUUUGGAAACUGGCCACAAAUAGUUUGGGUUACUUUCCCAAGGAAUUUGGGCGAGAAUUGUCAGAGGAUAAGCGACGAAUACGGCUGGUGCAACUAAGUGAGCCUGCCAACUUUGUUGUCUUCAGUGAUGCCAGAAGUUUUGAUGGUGACAAUGAACUAACCGCUAUUACAAAAUUUCUCAAAAGGUCGCUGGAGUACUUUGGACGAAACCAUGCCAUACAGAUGACCAUAACAAGUGAUAGCGGAGUAAGGGUUACAUCUAAUGAAAUGGAGCCACGCUUGCAUAAAAAGAAACAACGCAAAUGGAUGAUCCUGCUACCGCUAAUUAUCCUCAUGAAAAUUGCCCAUUUGAAGAUGACAUUGGUUGGUCUCAUCCUUGGUGUGUUGGCUCUAAACAUACUCAUAGUGGGUGGCGGUGGAUGGCUGAUACAUUAUCUCAAAUUCAAGACGUUGUGUAAAAUCCAUCCACAAUUGGUGCAACAUCAUUCUCAUGUCUAUGACUCGGAUCCUGCUGAUUAUUCCCAAUUCGUGGGCAGCAGUUUUCCUAACUCCUACCACGGUUCUUCUGGCUCUAAUCCUCAUGAGGCUGGCGGACAAUACUACUCCAAAGAUUGGAGCACGAGCAAAGCCUAUGAGGGAUACAGUUUUUUGGAUUCCAUCAGUAAACGAAUACAAUAGCUAAGGAUGUCCAUGUAUCGCGUCUUAAGUCGUUAUGGGCGCCGAUAUUUCUCCAAGUUUAUUCGCUUUCUUAUACCAAUAUUUGGUCCAAAUUUGGUGAUUGAUUUUGCUUCACAACUAUUGAAUAUAGCAAGCUCAGCAUCAUUUUAAACGAGCGUUUUCUUGUUGAAAAGAAGGUUUAGUU
Molecule: messenger RNA, 1081 nt
Organism: Stomoxys calcitrans (stable fly)
Lineage: Eukaryota; Metazoa; Arthropoda; Insecta; Diptera; Muscidae
Exons: 4
Coding region: 1-897 (298 amino acids)
Source: RefSeq, a predicted model, not a curated record